GGAGAAGUAAAAGUAAACGUCGGAAAAACCUGUUUCUGGGAUCUCGGUUUUACUUGCGGCAGGUUAUUACAGGGCGAAAUGUGUUCAAAGAAUCUGCCGCAGGGUAUGCUGGGAAUUGUAGUCUAGCUUGGUGUGUCAGUUUCCCGGGCGGAACUGGGGGAAGGGAGGUGGGGACGCUGCGUCUCCCCACAGGGCACGCAGUAGCCCCGUGGCGAGCUUCCUGCUGGACCGCGAACUGAGGAAGGAACCGCGGGUGGCCUUCCUCUGCCCGGCUUCCCUGCGGUCGUGGCGUCCUCUCGGGAGUGAGAGAAGGCACCGCCCCUCCCUGAUGGAGUAGUUGGGAAGAUGUAUGCGGCUCCUACCAUAGGCGGAUGGGAUAAUCCUGUUAAAAGUAGAGAAGCUGGAGCUUAGCAGCAGAAAUGGAUGAGCAAGCUCUUCUGGGAUUAAACCCAAAUGCUGACAUAGACUUCAGGCAACGAGCAUUGGCUUAUUUUGAACAGCUGAAGAUAUCUCCAGAUGCUUGGCAGGUGUGUGCCGAAGCUUUAGCCCAAAGAAUCUACAGUGAUGAUCACAUCAAGUUCUUCUGCUUUCAAGUUCUGGAACAUCAAAUUAAAUACAAGUAUUCCCAGUUGACUGAAGUACAGCAUCAGCUAAUUAGGGAAACGCUCAUAACAUGGCUACAAGCACAGAUGGUGAAUUCUCAACCGGAGAAAACGUUUAUACGAAACAAAGCCGCACAAGUGUUUGCUUUGCUCUUUGUUACUGAAUAUCUCACAAAAUGGCACAAGUUUUUCUUUGAUAUUCUGGCUGUGGUAGGCCUCAAUCCCCGAGGUGUGGACUUGUAUCUCAGAAUCCUUAUGGCAGUUGAUGCUGAACUGGUAGACAGGGAUGUUGUUCAUACAUCAGAUGAGGCUCGUAGAAAUACCUUAUUAAAAGAUACUAUGAGGGAACAAUGCAUUCCAAGUUUGGUGGAAUCAUGGUACCAAAUCUUACAAAUGUAUCAGUACACAAAUUCAGAGUUGACAUGUCAGUGCCUUGAAGUAGUUGGAGCAUAUGUCUCUUGGAUAGAUUUGAGCCUAAUCGCCAAUGAAAGGUUUAUAAACAUGCUGCUAGGUCACAUGUCCAUAGAAGUUCUACGGGAGGAAGCAUGUGACUGCUUGUUUGAAAUUGUAAAUAAAGGAAUGGAUCCAAUCGAUAAAACAAAGUUGGUAGAGACUUUGUGUCAAGUGUUACAAUCGGCUGGCCUCUUCAGUGUUGACCAGGAAGAAGAUGUGGACUUCCUUGCCAGGUUCUCUAAACUGAUCAAUGGAAUGGGACAGGCAUUGAUAGCUAGUUGGACUAAACUCAUUAAGACUGGAGAUAUGAAGAAUGCCCAAGAUACCCUGCAAGCUAUUGAAGCAAAAGCGGCCCUGAUGUUGCAACUUCUGAUUCAUGAAGAUGAUGAUAUAUCUUCUAAUAUUAUUGGGUUUUGUUACGAUUAUCUGCAUAUACUGAAGCAGCUUCCUAUGAUUUCAGAACAGCAAAAAGCUAGUGUAGAGGCAAUUAUGUUGGCUGUUAUGAAGAAACUAACAUAUGAUGAAGAAUACAACUUUGAAAAUGAGGGUGAAGACGAAGCAAUGUUUGUAGAAUAUCGGAAACAACUAAAACUGCUGUUGGACAGGCUUGCGCAGGUUUCACCUGAAUUACUAUUGGUUUCUGUACGCAGAGUUUUUAACACUACAUUGCAGAAUUGGCAAACUAAGCCUUUUAUGGAAGUAGAAGUAGCAAUAAGGCUGCUGUAUAUGUUGGCUGAGGCUCUUCCAGUAUCUCACGGUGCUCACUUUUCAGGGGAUACAAAAGCUAGUGCUCUGCAGGAUAUGAUGCGGACUUUGGUUACGUCGGGUAUUAGCACCUAUCAGCAUACAUCGGUAACUCUGGAAUUCUUUGAGACGGUGGUCAGAUAUGAAAAAUUUUUCUCCAUUGAACCUCAGCACAUUCCAAACAUUUUAGUGGCCUUCUUGGAUCACAGAGGUCUUCGCCAUACUAAUCCAAAAGUACGAAGCAGAGUGGCUUACCUUUUCUCCAGAUUUGUCAAAACUCUGAGUAAACAAAUGAACCCCUUUAUUGAAGAUGUACUGAACAGGAUACAAGAUCUCCUAGAACUUUCUCCACCGGAAAAUGGCUACCAGGCUUUAUUAAGCAGUGAUGACCAACUCUUCAUUUAUGAGACUGCUGGAGUACUAAUAGUGAACAGUGACUACUCUGCAGAACGGAAGCAGGCUUUAAUGAGAAAUCUUUUGGCUCCUCUAAUGGAGAAGUUUAAAGUGCUGUUAGGAAAACUUAUGAUGGCACAAGAUGAGGAUAGACAAAUGGCAUUAGCUGAUUGUCUGAAUCAUGCUGUUGGCUUUGCAAGCCGUACCAGCAAAGCUUUCAGCAACAAGCAGACAGUAAAACAAUGUGGCUGCUCUGAAGUGUAUCUGGACUGCUUACAAACAUUUCUCCCAGCUCUCAGCUGCCCCUUGCAGAAGGAAGUUCUUAGAAGUGGUGUCCGCACCUUUCUUCACCGAAUGAUUAUUUGCUUGGAGGAAGAAGUUCUCCCAUUCAUCCCUUCAGCCUCUGAACAUAUGCUCAAGGAUUGUGAAGCAAAAGACCUUCAAGAAUUCAUCCCUCUCAUAAACCAAAUCACAGCUAAAUUCAAGACCCACGUCUCCCCGUUUUUGCAACAAAUGUUUAUGCCUCUGCUGCGUGCUAUUUUUGAAGUCCUGCACAGCCCAGCUGAAGAAAAUGACCAAUCUGCUGCUUUAGAAAAACAGAUGUUACGAAGAAGUUACUUCGCCUUUUUGCAAACGGUCACUGGCAGUGGAAUGAGUGAAGUCAUAGCCAAUCAGGGAGCAGAAAAUGUAGAGCAUGUGUUGUUCACGAUCAUCCAAGGGGCAGUUGAUUACCCAGAUCCUAUUGCUCAGAAAACCUGCUUUAUUAUUCUUUCAAAACUGGUGGAACUCUGGGGAGGCAAAGAUGGACCUGUGGGUUUUGCUGACUUUGUCUACAAACACAUUGUUCCUGCAUGCUUUUUAGCACCACUGAAGCAAACCUUUGACUUAGCAGAUGCACAAACAGUAUUGGCUUUAUCGGAGUGUGCAGUGACAUUAAAAACAAUUCAUCUCAAAAGGGACCUUGAAUGUAUUCAGUAUCUCCAACAAGAAUAUCUGCCUUCACUGCAGGUGGCUCCUGAAAUAAUACAGGAGUUUUGUCAAGCACUUCAGCAGCCUGAUGCUAAAGUCUUUAAAAACUACUUAAAGGUAUUCUUUCAAAGAGCAAAGCCCUGAAAAGGUCUACUGAAACCUUUGCCCGUUUCCCCUAACCAGGAGCUCCAGAUUUUGAUUUAUAUGAAUGCAAACUACUGUGCCAUUCAGACUUUUUCUUUUGAAAGAUGUUGCUCUGUGCUUAAAUCAGUAUGUGUAUUAGCCUUUUUGUGUAAAAGUGCAAGUGAAAUGCCAUACAUUCUGUUGGUUGAUGCACAUAUGGGAUGUGGACAACACAAUUUGCCUGCAUGCCUGCUCAAAAACACUCUAUGUAGGAUAAUUGUAUGCUGUAAUUAGUGCAGCAAAAAAUGAAACAUACAUUUUUUAUUUUGAAAUUUAAAAAAAUGUAUAAAUUCCUUCCAAGUCCAUAGGAAUGGUUAUAAAUUGUGUACAUUUUUAAAUACUGAGUAAAAUAUUUGCAUAUUAGAAAUGAAAUUCAUUUGUUCAUGCACAGUGAUAUAAAAUAAAACAAUCAAACUCCAUUUUGUAGAUAGCUGUUUCACUGGAGGGAGUAUUAAUGCUGACGUGUAUGCUACAAAACAGUUAUUAAUGGAUCAGAUUUUUAAAAAUAGGAUCUGGUUCUACAUUUUUAUACAGAAAAAUAAAUUUUAUUCAAUGAAA
Rhineura floridana is the source of this 3902-nucleotide messenger RNA. It is a transcript of the gene XPOT, whose product is annotated as exportin for tRNA. Gene Ontology annotation, biological process: tRNA re-export from nucleus; intracellular protein transport. The record is from RefSeq and is a predicted model, not a curated record. The transcript is spliced from 25 exons. Gene Ontology annotation, molecular function: tRNA binding; small GTPase binding. Lineage: Eukaryota; Metazoa; Chordata; Lepidosauria; Squamata; Rhineuridae. The coding region runs from base 420 to 3305 and encodes 961 amino acids. Gene Ontology annotation, cellular component: nuclear pore; nuclear matrix; cytoplasm.